CGGAAGGCUUCUUCGUUUACAGUAGGUUGGAGUCACUGUUACAACUGUAACGUUAUAAACCCUCUAACAACAUCAACUGACUCAUAGGCAAGUGCCGUUUGUCUGUGUAGAUUAGGUUACAAAAUAGUUUGAGGGUACCGGUUAUAACAAGAUUGUCAGGCCAUUUGUGGGACACAAUGUCGUCUUCUGUUCCUUUUCACACACAGCUCACCUCCAUUAUGGAGGUCUUGAUGAACGCGGCCGUGGCAGAAAUAUGCGAACUUGUGGACGAUGGAUAUGCCGUUUUACACUUGGAAAUAUCUCGAAGUCAAAAAGAAAAUGAAGUUUUGAGGGAGAGGUUACAGAUAAUGGAGACGCGUAAUGCGCAUGGACAUGGAAAGAAGUCAGUAGGCCUAGCUCACGAGCGCUCCAUCAGAAAUCAUCUCCCAGUGAGACCAGUCCUCAACUUGGGUAACUUCUGUUUACAAUUGCAGUGAUUUAAGCAACGUUUUUGAUAUCACGACUAUUUUACUAUCACCGUAGUCAAUUCUAUAGUUUUCAUGGGGUUUCUCCUAAUUUAUGUUGUGCCAGGUCCGCUUUUAACUCCUUGUUGUGUAUUUAGAGACUGGUGAAUAUCGAAAUAACGGGAGUCCCAUGGGGAAAGAGUUGAACAACCUUUGCAGCGAUGGGGAGCAUCCAAGCAAAGAAGAUGAAGAUUCUGUAAAACAGUCUUGUGCUGUUAUGAAGGUAGAUGACUAAUAAUGUGACAAAAUGUAAAAUAUGUCUUAUCUGGGAAAUGUUAACAACGGGUUCAGGCACACUAGUUAAAAAUGCAGUACUGGUAUGAUAUUCUAGGACAGGAGUGCUCAAGCACUAUUUGUGAAUGUCGGGUCACACAAAUUUACUAGGUGGCAAAGGUCCAGAUGGAUAAUGUAAUUUAUCGGCGUAGUAACAAACCCACACCUCCCAACCCAUGCGACCAUACACUGUUCACACCCCUCGUUUACGGAGAGAAAAUGUAGCAUUUUUUAAAGCAAAUUUCCCGCAACUCUACACAUUUUGCGUGAAGCAGAGAUUUUGUAAAAAUGUUUUAAAGCUAAUUUCCUGCAAUUCAACGCAUUCUCCCAUGUCUUAUGUGUGUUUAUAUGAUACCAGGGGUCGAAGCCCCGACCGAGUAAAAAAGCCCCAACCUUGUAUUUUAUUUUUUUCGGGACCCGCAGUCCGUAUUGACCCCGUUCUGGGUCCGGAUCCGGUCCGCAGUCCACCAGUUGAGUAUGGGUAGGUCUAGGAGUUCUUCUCAAAGGGCUAUUACAUUAUUACUUUAUUUACAUAAUUGGAGUGACAUGCUCUUCUUGAUAUGUUAUUGAACGUUUUUUUAAAUUGGCAUUGGUCAUAAAAAAGUGCAUAUUCAAUACAUACAACAAUACAGACCAUACUAACAGAAUGAUCAAUGAGAGGUCAUAUUAUUGAAAACUUUUAAGAAAGGAUGAAUCUGGUUCCCUUACAGUCUAUGGUGAAGGAGAUGCGUAAGCCUGGGUGCAUCCAAAUCAAAGAGGAAAGACUGGAGGGCACCAUAAGCCUACAGAAUGACCCAAGGAUAAAAGGGGAGAGUAAGUGCAAUGGAGGCCUAUAAUAAAAUGUCAAAUGCCAGUCAUAUGGAAUGGAAUUAUCUAUACUAGAAAAUACCAACCCCAUCUUAGAAUGAUUUCUCCAAAAGUCAAGGAAAGGCAAUUAUACACGAUGAUUCACUGUUCAGUUAUAUUUAAUCAAUUAUUUCCUCUCUAUAGGCAGUGUUGAAUCAGGUGCUGAUGAAGACCAAAGGGAUGUGAUUGGGCACACUCAGACCGACAGUCUCUUUGAGGACUAUGAUCCUCACAUCAACGCAGACCAAGAGAGGGAGAGCACGUUCCAGAAGCUUCAGCAUACGAACGUUGCACACCACGUACAGAGGCAGGCAUACUCAGGCAAGUGGACACCAAGAAGCACUGAAACAGAUUCUGAGGAUCCAGCUUGCUCUUAUGCUGCGGAAAUGAGCCCCAUUCGUGUCACAGCUCACACAAAGCAACAACAGACUUCCAUAGCUGAAAAAACUUUGUUAGCUGUUGAAUCUCACAAUGUGAAACCAGAGGCUGCAAUGUUUGAUUCUGGACCCUAUGAAGAAAAAUAUAAAUCUAGCAGUAAUGAUAAUAAUUAUUAUGAUAAUGAUAGCAGUAAUGAUUUGCAUCCGCAAAACAGCAUCUCUUCCGAGGCUAGUGAAAACUUUGGAAAUAUUUUCUCUAACAGUGAAGAAAAUAUGAGCGAGAACACAGCAAGGCCAAAGGUGGGCAUAGUCCAACGCUACAUGGCAGGACAUAACAUUCAACAC
This is a messenger RNA of Coregonus sp. 'balchen', 2344 nucleotides long. Lineage: Eukaryota; Metazoa; Chordata; Actinopteri; Salmoniformes; Salmonidae. The record is from the annotation of a GenBank genome assembly.